UUAAUUCUUUAGUUAGUGUUUGUGUUGUGUAGUGAAAAGCGUCGUAGUCAGAAUUAGUAAGCAAUAGUUUGUAGAAAAAAAAUUAAAUUUUUUAUACAAAAAUACCAAAAUGCGCUCAAGUAAAAAGUAAAACCCAAUAGGGAAAUGUUUUAGCAGGAGGAACCCUUUUUAAAACCUGAAAAAACAGAUAUGAAAAACGGUAAUGGAGGAAAUUCACUGUGAUAUUUUAAGAAAAUUUCAUAAAGCAAUAAUCGACGAUGUCGAUGUUAAUAAUGAAAUAAUAAAACCCCUAAGAAAAGAAAAUAUUCUCGAUGAUGAAAAUAUCAAGAGUAUUUUAAAUGGAAGAACGCUUAAGGAGAGGGCAUCUAUAUUGUUGGAAUUAUUACCGCAAUGUGGACCCUCGGCAUUUGAUGCAUUUAAUCAAGCAUUAAAACAUCAUUAUUGUUGGAUUAGUACACAAAUGGAAAAAUAUUUAGAAUUGACACAAUUGACAUCAUGUGCUGCGAGUCUUUGUAAUGAUCUUCCUCCUGUACCACGACUUCUUGUCACAAGAGAGGAUAAGGUAUUAAAGUUCAAGCAGGAUUUAAGAAAAUUAAAACCUGGCAAACAUCUUGCUCUACAUGGCUUAAAAGGAUUUGGUAAAAAGAGUCUCAUUGUGAUAACAUUAAAGGAUGAUAAUUUAGUUUCAAACUUAUUUCGGAAUGAAGUUUACUGUUUGAAAUUCAGUUAUUCUGACAAUAAAUUACAAAAUCGAGAAUCUAUUGACGAACGAAAAAUUGAUGAAGAAAUAUUAAUUCAACUCAACGUAUUGUAUCAACGCAUUAAAAAAUCUGAUACACUUCCAACCCCAUUAAAAUCCGAACCACUCAAAGAAUGUUUAAUUAGAUUAAUUAAAUUGCAUUUCUGUCUUAGACAACAUGAGAAUGCUCUUCUAAUAUUAGAAGACGUCUGUUGUAAGAAAAUUGUUGAUACAUUUAAUUUUUGCUGUAAAACUCUCGUUAUUACUGACGAUCUUUCAGUUGUAAAACACAAGCAUCCGAUUAUUUUCAAGGUACAUGAUGGAUUCACAGAAACAGAGUCUUUGUGUUUAUUUGCCAAAGUUUUAAAUGUUUCUGUGGAACAACUUCCGCCGGAAGCGAAAAAAAUUCACGAGGAAUGUAAAGGAAUGCCUUUACUUAUUUCAAUGUUCUCGGCACAAUUCGAGGACUUUAAAGAGCAAUUGAUUGCAGAUCGUGCACGAUGGAAGUACUAUUUAAAAUGUUUACGAAAACGAGAUCCAGAUAAUAGAGCAAUUCAAAGACGAACAACAAUCUUCGAUAUGUGUAUUGAAAAACUUCAACCAGAUUUGAAAGAACUAUAUUUUGAAUUAUCAAUUUUUAGCGAAGGUGUAAACAUAAUGCCGAAGACUUUGGAAAUUUUAUGGGGCCUAGAAUCAUUUGAUGUGGACGAAUUGAUGUUGACACUUUGCAACAAAUCACUGGCAGCUAGACAAUGGAAUGCAGAUUUAAAAAAUUAUGUCUACGGUAUUCAUGAUCUUUUACUUAGUCAUCUUCGAAUGAAAUUAUCGCCUCAUAUAAUGAUAGAAAAACAUCGAUCGUUCAUCAAAAAAUAUCAAAAUGUUUGUCGCAAUGAUUUUUCAAAAUUGCCAAAUGACAAUUAUGGUUUCUCCUAUAUUGGUCAUCAUUUGGAGCAAGCCCAAUUAUACGAUUAUUUUGAGAAAAUCUAUUUAAAUCUCGAAUUUAUUCAAGCGAAAAUAAUAAAUGCCGGCCUAAAUGAUUUAUUGAUUGAUCUUGAGAAAUACGAGGAAUAUAUAAGUCGUAGUUAUAGAGAUGAUCUUUUACAAAAAAUCAGUGAUAUCGAAAAAUUUCUCAAGGAUCAUAUGAGUAUUUUUACAAAACAUGGAAUUCGAAAUUGUCUCGAUAUCGUUCAAAUAGCAUUAUAUCACGCUGAGGAGGGAUUCAUUAUGGAUCAAGCUCGCGAAUUAGCGAGUAAACGUGCUUCAAAUCUUUAUUUAUCUCGCACAAAAAUACUCGGACACGGUAAUAUUUCAUCGAGUGAAAAUUUAUCAACCGAAUCAACAAUUGAUUCCUUCAUUGAAGAUGUAUCAACAAUUUGCUUUAUAGACGAUCCACAUUCAUUGUUGAUAGCAACAAAAAAUGGCGACAUUGUCGACAAAAAUCUUGCUGUUAAAAAAUCCAAUUACAUUUAUGGAUUUCAAAAGAAAAAAAUUGUCCUAUUGGUACUAUCACAUCUUGACAAUUGUUUUCUUGCAUUAAGCGAUGAAGGAAAGGCAAAACUUUUUUCUCUUAAUGAUGAAGAAAGUUCCGACGAUGGUCGAAUUGUUCAAAGUCCAAGGGAAAAACAAAAUUGUUGGACAGGAUUUUUUAGCAAUAAAUUAACGCAAGACGAUAGUUUACAUACAUUUUGGAUUGAAGAUGAUCCCAUUUCUGAUAUUACAUUUUCGCCGAAAGAUCAAUUUAUUGCCGCUUGUACGCCAAAGGGUACAAUACAAGUGUGGAAAAGAAAUGGAGAAAAUUUUCAAACAUUAUCAGUAAAAAAUAAUUGUUGUUUGAAAAAAAUAACAUUUACAUCCGAUCAAUAUCCAAAUAUUCUAUUGCAUGUUAUGGAUGAAAAUAAAUGUGUUUUAAUAACACACGAAUUUGCCAAUAAUAGAUUUGAAUAUAAAUCCUCCUAUAAUCCACAAAUUUGUCAACGUGAGGAGAAUAUGAAGAUUGUCUUUUUUAAAGGUUUACCAUUAGAAAAUAAUUCUUUGAUUUUAGUGACAAAAAAUAAAGCGGUGCACAUUAAAUGGCUUCAAUCGGAAACUCAUAAUCAAAUACACAGUUUUAUGAAACAAGAGAAAGCGGAAAUUGAUGAUCCGAACACAAUUUUUAUCUGUGCAACAGUAACAUACGAUGGUCAAUAUUUAAUUACUGCUAAAUCUGAUGGGAUCAUUAAUGUUUGGGAGAUUCACAGUAGUUUCGAGCCGAUUGCAAUUUAUAAGGGAAAUGUUUUUUGUUUGGAUACCUAUUGGAAUAAAGGGGAAGGAAAACAUCUGUUCUGCGGCAAUGAGAAUAGAAUAAUACACAAAUGGGAAUUAAAGGAAAUCGAAGUACCGAAACCUUUACAUAAACCAUUAUUCACCGCUCUAAUGAAACCUUUGGGAGAUGAUUUGGUUGCGAGACAAACUUCAAAAAAUACAAUAGCUGUGAUAAGAGGGAACAAAAAUAAAUGGAAAAUGGUAGCCGAAACAGGAUUAGUCGAAGGAAAAGUAAACACCAUGAUAUUAACUCCAGAUGGCUCUAAAUUAAUUUACGAUAUUGUAAAGGAACAACGACAAGAGAUAUUUGUACUUUAUGUUGAUACUAACAAUUCUAUUCGUAUCUCGUCACGAAAAAGAACAUCGAACUUUAUUAAAAUUGUAACCAAUUUUGAAAGUGGUAUUGCAAUUCUUUUUCAAGAAAAUGAUAAUGCUCUGAAUGUAUGGCUGGAGGCGAAAGUAUGUUACAUAGUACAAGAUACUGGUAAUGUGAUGUCAAUUUACGAAAUGGACAAAGAAGAAGUUUUGACAGUAGCAGAAAAUUUUGUAAUUAAUUAUUGGUACGUUUGUGGCUCCAAUUGGCUUUUAGCAACUAGUCAAAAUUAUGGAACUUCAAAUUCAACUGCGAUAAGUAGCACUUUGAGUGCUGAUAAAUCAUUUUUAGCUGUGCUUAAUGAUGAAAGAAAAGUGGUUGUGCUUUACAAUAUAAAAAAAGAUCUCCAAGUGAAUCCAGUUCAAGUGUCAAUUAACGUUUAUCACGUGAAUUAUAAUUUUCAAGAGAAAAUUACCUGUCUCGAAUUUUCCGGUGACGAAAAACUUUUGGCCAUUGGUUUUGAGAACGGAAAUAUUUCUAUUUUUGAUGUGAAUGAAAAGAAGGAAGUGAACUCGGUUUCUCUUCACUGCAGUCGAAUUAUCGAAAUGUAUUGGGCCCCAAGUUCAUACAAUGUACCAAUUUUACUGUCAAUUAAUGCCGAGGAACUUAUUUGGUGGAACGUUGCACCAAUUAUCGUGAAACCUAUACGAAGACAAAAUCGAAUGGGUCGCAGUAUCAGUAUGCAAAGUGUUCCUAGUCCAAGAUCAAGCUUUAAAAUGAAGAACAGUCAAAGCAGCGAGAGCAAGUUAAGUAUAGCUACUAUCGGUACGAAUGGAAUUGAAGGCAUGAAUGUUAAUAAUAACAUUAAUGUUGAAAACAUUAAUGGAGCUAAUAGUGGCAAAAACAUUAUUAAUGGCAAAAACAUUAAUGGCGAGAACAUUAAUGGCAAGAGCAUUAAUGGUGAUAGCAUUAAUGGCAAAAACAUUAAUGGAGAUAAUGUUAAUGUGAAAAACAUUAAUGGCGAUAACAUUAAUGGAAAAAAUAUUAAUGGUAAUAACAUUAAUGGUGGUAAUAAUAAUGUCACCAAUACCAAUGGCACAAAUGGUGUCAAUGGUACUGGUAAUGGAUGCCAAUCGAGCAACAAUAAUGGAACUUCUAUUACUACUGCACUCCAAAGAGUCGAUUUAGCUAAAUACUUUUGGCAAUCGAAAGUAGAAAAAGUAGAUAAUUCUGCUAUGCUAUGUUUAGUUCCUUUGCCAUCGUGCAACGCAAAAGUAUGCGUUUCCGAAAAUUUCAAUAAAUUUCUGACAGUAGACAAUAAUGGAUACGUCAGUACAUUCGAGCCAUUUGGUAUAUUGGAUAUUAUAUAAAAAAAAAAAAAUUUUAUAAACUACUCAGCAUCUAAUUUCUGAGAAGUGAAAAAAAUCUAUUGUGAUAUUCCAACAGUUGUUUCAUAAAAAAAAAAACAGACAUCACAGAAGUCUGUUAAUUGGAAUCAAGUCUCUUGAGAACGCAAGUUUCUUUAAAACAAGAGGUUGACUUUAAAUUAGUCAAUUUUUGAUAUAACAAAUACAAUUUUUCAAAAUAAAUUAGAAAAGUAGCUCAAAUUUUUUAAUAGAAGAAUAAAAUAUUUACUGUCAAAUUCUAGUCGCCUCUGUGAAAAAUUAACACUUUUCAAGAAAUUUGAUUCAUUUUCAUAUAAAAAAAAACUUGAUAAUAUAAAUAUAUUAUACAUAUAUAUAUAUAAUACGAAACAAUGCAUUCCAAUUCUUUCAUUCGGAAGAUUUGUGAAGUUUUUCGUAUUCGUGAAAGAAAGUUUUUUAUACAAUUUUUUUUUUUAUUCAGAAAUAAUGAAUACUCAGUUUAGGACAGGUUUUUUUUAUAUAUUAUAAUAUAGUUUUUUGAGAACAAACAAAAAAAAACGUGAUUUGAUCUUGUGAUUAAAUGGGAUAAAAAGCGAAUACUUGCUCAAUUUUAUAAUGUUAGGAAAUAUUACAAUUUUUUAUCCGCAAGUCAUCAAGCACUGCCACAAGCAUUUAAAUGAAAUAAGAAUUUUUUUUAUCAAAUAGAGAAUCUCAAAGGUUAGAAAAAAUAUUUUUUUCAAAUAUUUUGCAUUUAUUUUUUUUUGCUAUUACACUCUAACAAAAAAAAAAAAAAAAAAAACGAAAACACGAAUUUUUGUAGUUUUUGUAUACGAUCUCAAGCAAUAACCGAUGACUGUUUUUUAAUAUACUUUACAAUUUUUCACACUAAACUUUUUUUUACACGCUAUUAAAAUAAUAAAAAGGAGCAAAUAUUGCGUAAUUAAUUUUCAUCUGUAAUUCAGUGAUUUACAACUGUCUUUGUGCUAUUUAGAUUAUUUUUCAAAACUGUUCUGUGCUUAUUUAGAAUUUUAGGAAAAAUAAUAUUUUAAAAAUCUAUUGUCAUGACUGUAUGGUAAUGAAUUACCAUAUUAUUUUCAAUUUUAUAUUUCUCUUUCAACUGUCCUGAAUGAUACAUUAUAAUUACGAAUUUUUAAGUUGUCGAAAAAUUGAUAAAAUCCCCAAUUGAAUCGAAUAUUUUUCGUACUUAAAAAUACGUUUUGCUAAUAUUCAGAAAAUGAAAGUGCCUUAUAGGUAAAUUUUUAACAUUCCUAAUUAAGAUUAUUAUUAUUAUUAUUAUUAUUAAUGUGCAAAAUUGAAAAUCUUCAAGAAUUUUUCCAGAUAAAUAUUUUUUUGAAGACAAAGUUAAUUUGUUCAUUAUUGUCUAAAUAUUUUAUACUGUAUAUCAAUAAGUCGUAAAUAUUUCAUUGUUAAUUUAAUGUUACUUAACAUUAUUCAAUGUUAUUUAUUAUCAACAUUGUCUUUAAAAAUAUUUUUCUUGAUGAAAUUCAUCACUUUUCUGAGUCUGAGAUUUCUUGCCAUUACAAAAAUUAAUAAGUCAUAGAUUUAUAUCAUAUAUGUACUUUCAUAUAAAUAUAUAUAUAUAUAUUAUAGAAGAUAACUUUUUAUAAAUGUUUUUUAAUAAAUGUCUUUAAUAAAUAAGUAAAUAAAUAUAUAUUAUAUAUAAAUAAAUAAUACACUACCAUAAUGUAUUCAAUCGAACAGGGUUCCCAGACACAGAAAAGUAUAUUGAAGAAUUUUCAAUUUUUAGUAUAAAUAUUUUUUGUUUUGUUUUUGGUGCGGAAUCUUUCGUCUUUUCAUUAAGCAAAUUCCCUGUCAAUUCAAUGCAAAAUUUGUUUUCUCUUCUAUUUUUAUCAAUUUUUUAUAUUUCUCAAAAUAACUAGGACAUAUUUUUCUUUUUUUUACUAUUAAAUGAUAGAUUAUACAAAAUUAUAAUAUUAACAUAGUUGGAAAAAUUUUUGUAUUGAAUUGACACAUGGAAUGCAUCAUUAUGAAGACGGAGAAAAACGAUCAAAAAAAUUUUUUUCUGUUAUGAUAAAAUGCAUAUUAAGCCAU
Messenger RNA from Leptopilina boulardi, 6790 nucleotides. RefSeq names its product apoptotic protease-activating factor 1-like. Bases 203 to 4723 code for a protein of 1506 amino acids. Gene Ontology annotation, biological process: regulation of apoptotic process. The transcript has 12 exons. Gene Ontology annotation, molecular function: ADP binding; protein binding. Lineage: Eukaryota; Metazoa; Arthropoda; Insecta; Hymenoptera; Figitidae. The record is from RefSeq and is a predicted model, not a curated record.